Pecten maximus is the source of this 1608-nucleotide messenger RNA. RefSeq lists its product as uncharacterized. NCBI's taxonomy places the organism in Eukaryota, Metazoa, Mollusca, Bivalvia, Pectinida, Pectinidae. Gene Ontology annotation, molecular function: DNA binding. The record is from RefSeq and is a predicted model, not a curated record. The coding region runs from base 1 to 1608 and encodes 535 amino acids. The transcript is spliced from 2 exons. Gene Ontology annotation, biological process: DNA integration; DNA recombination.
AUGGCUGAUCAACAGAACCUUGCAAUUGGUAACUUUAAGCUGGAAAUACCUGAAUGUUUAAAAGACAACGACAGUAUUUCAAGUGAAGGCGAUGAUAUAUUGAGCAACAUGAACAUGGCAGAAUUAGAUCUUCUUGGAGAACUGGUUGGAAUUGAUCAUGAUGAAUCCCUCCAAGAAGCACUAGCCAGCAUCCAUGACCAUGGAGAAUCAGAUUCAACAUGUAGGCCUACACUCGAACCUGCCAAGCAUGAAGUUGAAAUGGAUGAAGACUUUGUGGAACCAAAACCAAAAAGAUUUAAACAUGUGACAACAGAAGAUAUUGAAAAGUUGUUCGAGGAGAGACAAGCCCCUAGUACCAAGAAAAACACAGCCUGGGGAUUGAAAAUAUUUCAAGAGUGGAACAAGGAGACAAUAGGGAGGGAGUUAAACCUGGGUACAGUUUCCGAAGAAGACCUUGCUGAAAGCCUCAGUAAAUUUUACUGUGAAGUGCGGCCAGCCCCCAAAAGUCAAGACCAAGACAAUAUUGAGAAUGUGUACCAUAGAAACAGUCUCAUCAGCAUCCGAGCAGCAAUAAACCGACAUUUGUCUGAUAUUCACAGAAACAUUGAUAUUGUCAGGGAUAAACAAUUCAAAAUGUCCAACGGAAUACUAGAUGGCCUUCUUAAACAGAGAAUGAGACUCGGCCUUUCCAAACCGGUGACGCACAAAGAGAUUAUAGACCAAGAUGACCUGGAGAAAAUUGCAGCUUAUUUUGAAGAAGCGCCCAACUCACCAGUGAUUUUACGACAAUAUGUGUGGUAUACACUCGCAGUUCAUUUCGUGUCGAGAGGAAUGGAGUUCCACCAUCAGCUGAAGCUGGAUUCCUUCAUCUUUGAAGGCGACAACUCUGAAGAGUUUGCUACAAUGUCGCACGAAACACAACAAAAAAAUAUGCAGGGUGGCCUGACACAUGCUGGUGGGGAUGGGGGGAAGCGUAUGUAUGCACAUUACGACAACGCUACGUGUCCAGUUAAAAUGCUAAAAAUGCUAAUGGAAAAAACUGACCCUACUGCUACGAGUCUGUUCAACCAGUUUGACAAAAGCGCGUCACUGAAACCAAAGGAAAGUGCGAUAUGGUACACCAGUAAAUGUCUUUCAAAGCGUACUUUCGCGAAAUUCUUGUCAGACAUAUGUGUAGCAGCGAAGGUCGUGAAGAAAUACACACCUCAUUGUCUGCGAGCAACAGCGAUACAGUUCCUGAAUGACGAAGGAUACGAGGCACGACAUAUAAUGUAUAUGAGUGAUCAUAAAUGCGAGUCGUCGCUCAGAUCGUACAACAGAAAUGUAGCCACUCACCAGAAAAAGUCGCUCAGCUCGUCGUUGUCCGCCAUUAUCCAACCCAAAGCGAAACUUGGCGAGGUCUCUCAAUCCGAUGAAUUGAGUGCGGUCGCUGCCGUUAGAACAGUGUCUCUGCCCGUGCAGAACUCGUCGGCAUCUUCUGCAUUAGUCCCCAGUAACAACUGUUUGUCCCAAGUGUCUGUGAGGUCAACAAACAACUUCACUCCUGGGUUUUUCGCGAAUUCCACUUUCUCGGGUUGCAUUAUCAACAUCAACCGACCGGAUUGCUAA